Trichoderma citrinoviride is the source of this 1245-nucleotide messenger RNA. RefSeq lists its product as hypothetical. The transcript is spliced from 4 exons. Bases 1 to 1245 code for a protein of 414 amino acids. NCBI's taxonomy places the organism in Eukaryota, Fungi, Ascomycota, Sordariomycetes, Hypocreales, Hypocreaceae. The record is from RefSeq and is a predicted model, not a curated record.
AUGCAAAUCAAGAACGUUCUCGCCGGUGUCGUCAGCCUGGCUCUCCUGGCUGAUGCCGCCAAUGUCGAACGACGAUCCCUCUUUGGCCGCACCUUGGAACGACGACGUGGUGGUCGCAACGGCGGCAACAAUGGAGGCAACGCUGGCAACACGGGCAAUGCUGGUAACACUGGCAACGCUGCCAACAACGGUGGCAAUGGCGGCGGCAGCACCACUCUGGAUGCCAACCUCAUCCAGACCGGUUCGCAGCAAGACGGCAACAACCCUGGUGCCGAUGGCCAGUCGGCUUCGGCUACUGACAACGCCAACUUCAUCAACUUCUGCCAGGGCAAGACUCUCACCAACGGUGAGCAGGUCCAGACGGGUUCUUGCAAUGGUAUCCCCAUGGGCAACAUCCCCUCUACCAACAACAUGGUCUCUUCCGUCUUCGUGAACCCCAAGAACGGCGACAACAUUGCCGAGAACACCACUUUCGACAUCCAGGUCCAGAUGCUCAACUUUGCCCCCGGAACCUUUACCAACGCCACCUCCACCUACUAUGCGGCUCCUCAGGAUGUUGACGGCAACGGCAACAUUAUCGGCCACACUCACGUCACUGUCCAGAGCACGGGCGACUCGCUGAACCCCACCCAGCCUCUGGACCCGAAGCUGUUCGUCUUUUUCAAGGGUAUCAACGAUGCGGGUAACGGCCAGGGCCUGCUCUCUGCCACCGUUACCGACGGUCUGCCCCAGGGAAACUACCGCCUGUGCUCCAUGUCUUCUGCCGCCAACCACCAGCCUGUGCUGAUGCCCGUGGCCCAGCGUGGUGCCCAGGAUGACUGUGUCCGCUUUACUGUCGGUGGCAACGGCAAUGCCAACAAUGGCGGCAAUGCCAACAACGGCGGCAAUGCCAACAACGGCGGCAAUGCCAACAACGGCAACAACGGUCAGAACAAUGCAAACAACGGCCAGAAUGGCCAAAACGCCAGAAUGGCCAGAACGGUCAGAACGGGUGGUGCCUCUGCUGCUGAUGCCCUUGGUGGCAUCGCUGCCCCCCCGGUCACCCAGUCUGGCAACCAGGACCGACCCUUUGAGGUCGAGGGCAACACCUUCACCACCAAGGAUGCCGCCAACCAGCGAGCCUGUGACAUUCAGCACAACCAGUGCGCCAAUGCCGCCAACAGCCAGUCGGUGCAGGGUGUCUCGGUGAGUGACUGCCAGAGCCAGAUUGCCGCCUGCGUUGCAGACCUUUCGGCCUCAUCAUGA